AUGCCACUCAUUCAUUUUGGCUACUCUUUUCAAUCAAUAUUUUUUCUAUUGCCUUCCUUUCUUUCUAUCCCAAUUAAAUUUCUUUCGCUCAUUAAUAUUUUCUCAAUUCUCCAUGUUACAUUAUUUUCUUCCUUCUUUUCUUUCUUACAUUCAUCGUUAUCUUUUGUUUUUUCUUUGCUCUUUUUUUUCUCUCCUCUCUCUCUCUCUCUCUCUCUCUCUCUCUCUCUCUCUCUCUCUCUGUACUCCUUCUCCUCGAUUCGUUUAUGUUUAACGACGGUCUUGCGGAUUUUGUUUAUUCCUUGUAUUUCUUACAGCCAUUAUUCAAACCUCCACAAUUCCCGGUCAUCAUAUCAUGUCAUAUCUAUCUAUCUAUCUAUCUAUCUAUCUAUCUAUCUAUCUAUCUAUCUAUCCCAACUUCCAAUGAUGAACCUGAGCUCUUACUCCGAUCCCCACAGCAACCGACACACGUCGUUCUUUAUCGAAGACAUCUUACUAAACAAGCCGAAAAGGCUUCAAGUACGAGAUUACCAAGGCCUCAACCUGGGUCGAUCACCAUUCCCAGAAUACAGUGCGGCGGCCGCAGCAGCUGCGGCCGCGGCUUACCCCUAUUCCAUGCAACAUGCUGCCGCAGCCGCCGCUGCCCUCUACCCACAUCAGGUCCUUGCAGCCCAAAACCAACUUUAUAUACCGAGGGCCUCAGCGGAGCAGAAUUUUCUGGUUCCUACUACAGAACAACCUAAAUAUCAAUCACUGGAAAAUCAUUCUUUUUCUUUCUUUCUUUCUUUCUUUCUUUCUUUCUUUCUUUCUUUCUUUUCUUCAUUCAUUCAUUCAUUCAUCCAUUUUUCUCCUUCCUUUUUCUCUCUUGUUUUUGCUUUCUUUUUCUCUUUUUCGUUCUUUUUUCUGUUUCUUUUUCUCUAUCUCUUUCUUUUCAUUCUUUCUUUCUUUCCUUCUUUCUUUCCAUCUCUUUUCCUCGAUUUCUCACCUCACUCUCUCUUUAUGUUUAUGAACUUUCUUUAUUUUUUCUCUCUGCACCUCCCCUCCUCUAUUAAUUUCAUCCCAACCCUUCAUAGGCUACUUAAGUAA
Acanthosepion pharaonis is the source of this 1083-nucleotide messenger RNA. Lineage: Eukaryota; Metazoa; Mollusca; Cephalopoda; Sepiida; Sepiidae. The record is from the annotation of a GenBank genome assembly.